This is a messenger RNA of Penicillium cataractarum, 1887 nucleotides long. RefSeq lists its product as uncharacterized. The record is from RefSeq and is a predicted model, not a curated record. Gene Ontology annotation, biological process: chromatin remodeling. The transcript is spliced from 3 exons. Bases 1 to 1887 code for a protein of 628 amino acids. NCBI's taxonomy places the organism in Eukaryota, Fungi, Ascomycota, Eurotiomycetes, Eurotiales, Aspergillaceae.
AUGGAUGACCCAGCGUCCCGUAUCCCGGGACAGUUGAUCCCGCAUAUGCAUCUGGUCUCUCGGAAUCGCUACCCUAACAUGCAUAUGAUGCCGACCGAGACGGCUGUAGAAUACCUGCUGAGCGCGCCCCGAGUCUGCCAGACACAACCCAUGCAUUGGACCUUCUUGGAUGGACCACAAGACGGCACCGUGAUGAUGACAUGGCAACCGCUUGCGCACUUGGGUAACAACUUCGCCAGCGACGGUUACGUCUGGGCCGAUGCGGAGCAGGCUUUCACCUUUGAAGCCCGAGGAUAUACCGUUGAAAUGUUCCUCCACCGUAGCGGCUACCACCCUCCCAACGAAAACAUGGCCAGCCACUGUCGCAAGCGCUAUCGCAUCGUCUCCUCUAAAAUCCCGAACGGCCCCCAGCCCGAUCCGUCAUUGUGGAUCGUUCAUUAUUCUCGUGCACCCCAGCAAGACCACAUCCCCGCGACCCGCAUCCCCGUUACACCCCAAGUACAGAGCAUGAUGGGCCAGCGGCGCUACUUGCAAAGCCAGGGCCAACUUGCUCGCAAAGAAUUCCUCCUCCAUGACCGCAACAACUGGCCUACGAUCAGCUUCCCUCCCCAAAUGGCCCCCCAAGGCUUUGCUCAACCACAAGCUGCCGCCUACGCCAAUGCGCAGGCAGGAAGGCCCGGUUUCUACCCACCCCAGGCUCACCCAGGCGCAGUACCACCUGCCCCAGCCCAGGGCAAGGCGCAACGUGGGCACCGUGCUCCGUCUGCGGCGAUAGCGGCAGCAGCGGCAGAUUUCGCUCUUGAGGACGAAGAUGUCGCAAGUGGUGACGUGAUGGAUCUCUUGACUCCUCGUGAGGUGAGCAAGAUGCGAUAUGUACAGCACCAUGAAUGGAUGGAAGAGAUCUUUGCAUCCCAUUAUGCCAUUUCACAGAUUACACCCGUCUCCCUCGGACUCGGCCGCAAAGGCGAGCUCGAGUCGCUAACAGCGGGAUUCUUCGAUGCACCGGCUGGUGGCGAAGGCCAAGAUGGCCAGGCUCCAGAUGCCACCAAGCUGGAACCUGCCAAAGCAGAGGAGUUUGCCGAUCGCGUUGCGAAGAAGGUUGCCGACAUGACCGCGGAGAUUGAGAAGCUCAAGAAGCAACACGCCCGUCGGAUGGAACGCUUCAACCGCAGUUCAUUGUUCAAGGAUGCCGAGCUGCGUCUUCGCGAUGCCGCUGCCGACCCUACGGCGACCGGCACUGAAGUUUGGCGACUAGAGGGCCGGAUCAUUGUUCCCAACGAGGAGGGUGAAACCCCGCAGCUCGACUACCUCGAAGAGAAGGCCAAGUACAAGGUGAAUGAUGUCGUUCGCGACGUUGAAACCGCUUGGAAGAAACAGAUCGUUCCGGAGCCCAAGGUUUCAUGUGUCGAGAAGGGCGGUCUGCUGGAAAAGAUUGAGCCCGAGCAGAAGGAAGAGCCCGAGUCUUUCACUAAUGAUAUGGUGAUUGACCAGGCCGAUUCCCAUCUCCUCAACCAGUUCGGUGGCUCAGCUGCGGGCGGUAACGCAGUUUCUACACAGCCCGGUGCUAACAUCUCGGGAGAUGUGGACAUGGAUAUGGGAAAUCAGCUAGGAGGUGGCGGCACCGCCGGCGAGACUGGCGACUGGGUGAUGGUCAGUAAUGAGAAUAAAGACGGUAACGCGGCAGCCGGGACCGGCGAGGGCAAUCUCGAGAGCGCCAACUUUGAUGAUUUCACCAACAUCGACAGUGCUGGCGACGCCCUAGCGGCAUACACUGAGCAGAAUGAUGGGUUAGACUUGCCCGACCUGGACAACUCUGCAUUUGGCGAUGCCUUCCAUGCCUCGGAUAACGAGCACUCGCACAACCCAGAUGCGGACGACAUGUCCUGA